AUGGAGAUGAUAAUGGACAUCUUGUUCCUGUGUUUGGGGCUCGUGUUUCUCCGGCUCUGGUGGCGCUACUGGUCAGUGACUGGCGGAGGACGGAGGAAUCUGCCCCCGGGGCCGCCAGGGUGGCCAGUGGUGGGAAACCUGAUCCAAGUCAUCCUCCAGCGUCGGCCCUUCAUCUUUGUAGUCCGUGAUUUACGUGCAAAAUAUGGUCCCAUCUUCAGCAUGCAAAUGGGGCAACGCACUCUCAUCAUCGUCACCAGCUCCGAUCUCAUCCACGAAGGCCUCGUCCAGAGAGGUCCCGAGUUCGCAAGCCGCCCCGCUGACUCCCCCAUCCGCCUCCUCUUCAGCGUCGGCAAGUGCGCCAUCAACUCCGCCGAGUACGGCCCUGUCUGGCGCACCUUGCGCCGAAACUUCGUCACCGAGUUGAUCAGCCCGGCCAGGAUUAGGCAGUGCAGUUGGAUCCGAAAAUGGGCUAUCCACUCCCAUAUGGACAGACUCAAAUCCGAGGCGGCUGCAGACAACAACGGCCGCGUUGUCCACGUCAUCAGCAACUGCAGGCUCACCAUCUGCAGCAUCCUCAUAUGCUUGUGCUUCGGGGCUAAAAUCUCCGAGGAGAAAAUCAAAACGAUUGAGACCGUUUUAAAGGACGUUAUGAUGAUGACCACACCGAAGCUCCCGGACUUUCUGCCGAUCCUCACUCCGUUGUUCCGCCGGCAGGUGAGAGAAGCUAAGGAGCUGAGGAGGAGGCAACUGGAGUGUCUGGUUCCACUCAUAAGAAACAGAAAAACAUUUGUUCAAUCUAAUCAAAGUAGUGAUGGUAAUAUGGUGAGCCCCAAGGGGGCUGCGUAUAUUGACUCCUUGUUUGAGCUGGAGGUGCCUGGAAGAGCUCAACGGUUGGGGGAGGAAGAGCUUGUCACCCUUUGCUCGGAGGUCAUCAAUGCCGGGACGGAUACGAGCGCCACGACGCUGGAGUGGGCUCUGCUCCAUUUGGUGAUGAACCAAGAAAUCCAACAAAAGCUUUACAAUGAGAUUGUUGACUGUGUAGGGAAGGAGGAGGUGACUGAAAGUGACGUUGAAAAAAUGAGCUAUCUUUCUGCUGUGGUUAAGGAAACGUUUCGGAGACACCCGCCUAGCCACUUCGUCCUGUCGCACGCGGCGGUGAAGGAGACGGAGCUCGGCGGGUACACCGUCCCGGCGGAUGCAAGUGUGGAGUUUUACACUGCAUGGGUCACUGAGGAUCCGGAUCUAUGGGAGGAUCCGGGGGAGUUCCGACCCGAGAGGUUCUUGGAGGGCGACGGGGUUGACGUGGACGUCACCGGGACCAAAGGAGUGAAGAUGGUACCGUUUGGAGCGGGCAGGAGGAUAUGCCCGGCGUGGACUUUGGGCACUUUGCAUGUGAACUUGCUGCUUGCUCGGAUGGUGCAGGCUUUCAAAUGGUUGCCGGUUCCGGAUGCCCCACCCGACCCUACUGAGACAUUUGCUUUCACUGUUGUUAUGAAGAACCCUCUCAAGGCCAUUAUUUUGCCUAGGUCAUCGUCGUCCAUCAUCGUCUGA
Prunus armeniaca (apricot) is the source of this 1551-nucleotide messenger RNA. The record is from the annotation of a GenBank genome assembly. NCBI's taxonomy places the organism in Eukaryota, Viridiplantae, Streptophyta, Magnoliopsida, Rosales, Rosaceae.